AUGGGCGCCGCGGCGAGGAAGCCCGCCGCCGCUCUGCUGCCAAUCUGGCUCAUCUGCCUCGUCUGCGCGUCGAGAGCAGGAGCGCAGCCGUACAUCGGCGUGAACUACGGCGAGGUGGCGGACAACCUGCCGUCGCCGGACGAGACGGCGAAGCUGCUCAAGUCGACAUCCAUCUCCAAGGUGCGUCUCUACGGCGUGGACGCGGGGCUGAUCCGGGCGCUGGCGGGGUCCGGCAUCUCGGUCGUCGUCGGCGUGGCGAACGGCGACAUCCCCUCGCUGGCCGCCGACCCGGCGGCGGCGUCGCGGUGGCUGGCGGCGAACGUGCUGCCCUUCGUCCCGGCGACCACCAUCUCGACCGUGGCCGUCGGCAACGAGGUGCUGGAGUCCGGGGACGCGUCCCUGGCCGCGGCGCUGCUGCCGGCCAUGCAGAACCUCCGCGCCGCGGCCGCCGCGGCCGGGGACGGCGCGGCGGGGAUCAGGUUCUCGACCGUCAACACCAUGGGCGUGAUGGCGCAGUCGGACCCGCCGUCCACGGGCGCGUUCCACCCGGACGUGGCGCCGCAGCUGCAGCAGAUCCUGGCGUUCCUCAGCCGAACCGGCGCGCCCUUCAUGAUCAACCCGUACCCGUGGUUCGCGUACCAGUCGGACCCGCGGCCGGAGACGCUGUCGUUCUGCCUGUUCCAGCCCAACGCCGGGCGCGUCGACGGCGGGUCCAGGAUCAGGUACACCAACAUGUUCGACGCGCAGCUGGACGCCGUGAAGUCGGCGCUGGUGCGCGCCGGGUACGGGAGCGUGGACAUCGUGGUGGCCGAGACCGGGUGGCCGACAAAAGGCGACGCCGGGGAGCCUGGAGCCACGGCGGAGAACGCCAGGGCGUACGUGUCCAACCUGGUGGCGCACCUGCGGUCCGGCGCCGGCACGCCGCUGAUGCCGGGCAAGUCGGUGGAGACGUACCUGUUCGCGCUCUACGACGAGGACCUCAAGCCUGGGCCCACGUCGGAGCGCUCGUUCGGGCUGUACCACACGGACCUGACCAUGGCGUACGACGCCGGGCUGACCUCCUCCACGCCGGCGGCAGGGGGAGGAGGGCCGGCGCAGCCCAAGCAGGCCGGCGGGUGGUGCGUGGCGCGGGACGGCGCCUCGGACGCGGAGCUGCAGGCGGACCUGGACUACGCGUGCUCGCAGCUGGGCGUCGACUGCGGCGCCAUCCAGCCCGGCGGCGCGUGCUUCGAGCCCAACACGGUGCACGCGCACGCCGCGUACGCCAUGAACCAGCUGUACCAGGCGGCCGGGCGGCACCCGUGGAACUGCGACUUCCGGGCGUCCGCCGCGCUCACCUCCGAAAACCCAACCUGUUCGCUUGUAUUAGGGUUUAUCAGCCAGCCUUAUCAUGCUAGAAACCUAGCGAACAAGCUCUAUGUUACGGAGGCAGUACGUGUAGCGUCAGCAAUCAUUUUCUUGCCGGAGAGUGUUGUCUUUAUGCCCCAUUCAACAAAAAUAGUGUUUCAGCCACUUUCAAACUCAGGUUUCAGCGAGCCCCGAGCCCCGUCGCCGGUGACCGCGCGCCACUUCACCGGCAGCACCAGGGACGAGCAGGGCAAGCCGACGUUCGACAGGCAGCACGUCACCUUCAACAGCAUCUUCACCGCGCUCGUUGGCAUCUUCCAGCAGGCCAUCACCAUCAUCGUGGUGGCAAUUCCCGAGGGCCUCCCGCUCGCGGUGACGCUGACGCUUGCCUUCUCCAUGAAGCGGAUGGUCAAGGAGCACGCGCUGGUGCGCACGCUCUCGGCGUGCGAGACCAUGGGCUCGGUAACCGCCAUCUGCACAGACAAGACAGGCACUCUCACGCUUAAUCAGAUGAAGGUGACGGAGUUCUGGGUCGGCACCGACCGACCCAAGGAGGUCACCGGCGCCGUCGUCAGCUUGCUGCUCCACCCGACAGAGAAGGCUCUGCUGUCCUGGGCCGUGGCGGACCUCGGCAUGGACGCCGACGCAUUGAAGAGGAGCUGUAAGGUGUUGCACGUCGAGGCGUUCAACUCUGACAAGAAGCGCAGCGGCGUGAUGAUCAGGGACAACGCCACUGGCGCGGUGACCGCGCACUGGAAAGGCGCCGCGGAGAUGGUCUUGGCGAGCUGCUCUGCGUAUGUUGGUUCAGACGGCGCGGCACGCGAAUCGACGCGGGGAAGAGGAGGAAGCUGGAAGAAAUCAUCACUGGUGCUGGUGCAGCGCCUGAAGCAGAGGGGCCACGUGGUCGCGGUCACCGGCGACGGGACCAACGACGCGCCGGCGCUCAAGGAGGCCGACGUGGGCCUGUCCAUGGGCAUCCAGGGCACCGAGGUUGCCAAGGAGAGCUCCGACAUCGUCAUCAUGAACGACAACUUCGACACGGUGGUGACGGCCACCCGGCGCACGGCAGCGGGGAUGGUCGAUAGGAGCAGCAUGGCCGUGCUCAUCGGGGUCACCGCCGGCGUCGCGGCCGCGUUGCUCAUUGGCUGGUUCCUGCUCGCCCCACCUGUGUCUCGCCGCGUCACUGGCUGGCUCCAGGCUCCGCGUGGCAUGGCGCCAGUCUCCGAGUGGCCGAGUCGCCGACGAGCCACGGCAGCUCCUCGACACAGCAGCAGAGCAGAGCAGGCCGCAGCAGCCAGCAGAGCAGGGCCGGGGUGGCUGGCGACGGCGCGAGCGCGGCACCCCGGCAGCCCGUGA
Messenger RNA from Miscanthus lutarioriparius, 2703 nucleotides. The record is from the annotation of a GenBank genome assembly. Lineage: Eukaryota; Viridiplantae; Streptophyta; Magnoliopsida; Poales; Poaceae.